UCUUUUCUUUCAACAAAGAAAAAGUAAAUUAAUAACAAAAAAUAUCCAAAAUACCAUUUAUAGUUAUAAAUCAAUAGAAAUAAUACAAAGCAUUUUUUAAGAAUUACAAAAACACGAAUUCCUCCAGUUUUGUGCUGGUCACAUACAAAAAAAAAGCAAUAAUAAAGUCAUUCCAGCAAUUAAGCUAAGUUGAUGUACAAAAUACAAAAAUAGAACAAUCAAUUAUUUUUUUAAUUAAAUUGCGUGAUCGUAAUUAGCAAGCUACUAACAACUACUAAAUAGCCCACACACCGAAGAAAAGGGGGGAACAAACUAUAAUAAAUUAUAUGACCUAUUUAUGUGACGCAGUAGCGGUAAAUUUAAAAAAAGAAAAAAAAAACUCAAAUAAUAGCCAUUCGAUAUUGUUGUCUGCUUGACUAGUAGAUAGAACGACAGACAAACAAGACAAGACAACACCAAAGCACAGCAACCAUGGACACAAAAAUCGAUAAUGCUUUGAUACAAAAGAAAAUUUUACAUCCUGGCAAGCAAUACGUUCAACUUCGUCCUGGCACAAGGGUGAAAUUCCAUUUUCAAACACGAAAAAGUGAUGGAACUCUGCUCGAUGAUAGUCGCAAAAUGGCUAAACCAAUGGAACUGGUGCUGGGCAAAAAGUUCAAAUUGGAAGUGUGGGAGGUCAUUGUGCAGAAAAUGGCACUAAAUGAAGUUGCUAAAUUUACUGUUGACAAAUCUUUAGUGUCUCAGUAUCCAUUUAUCUCAAAGACUCUUCGCGAUGUUGGCAAGAAACAAGAAGAGCGACGACACUGCUGUGGCAUGACAUUACAAAACGAGGGAAUUGGUUAUAAGGAUCUGGAUGAUCUUUUUACAAAUCCCUCGGAUCUGGAAUUCAUAAUUGAGUUGUUCUCAAUUGAAAUGCCAGAGGACUAUGAAAAGGAACGUUGGCAAAUGUCCGAUGAUGAAAAAAUGCAAGCGACACAUGACCUUCGGGAGAAGGGCAAUCAAUUCUAUAAGGAAAAGAAUUACCCUAAAGCCGAGGAAUGCUAUUCACAAGCAAUUGGUAUUCUUGAACAGCUUAUGCUCAAAGAAAAACCACACGAUACAGAAUGGUAUGAAUUAGCCGCUCUUAAAGUGCCUCUGCUCCUCAACUAUGCACAAUGUCGUUUGCUAGCUGAGGAUUUCUAUGCAGUGAUACAUCACUGCACCGAAGUUUUAACCCUCGAUCCACAUAAUGUUAAGGCAUUCUUUAGACGUGGCAAGGCACACAUCGGUGCGUGGAAUGUGGAAGAAGCUAAAAAAGAUUUCAACAAGUGUAUUGAAUUGGAUCCAUCUUUGCGUGGUGCAGCGGCUAAAGAGUUAAAAGCACUUGAAGAAGCACAGCGAAAGAUGGACACAGAACAAAGAGUUAUUAUGCAGAAAUUAUUUUAGAUAAUUAAGAGUUCUUUAUUUAUUAUACCUAAUACCUACAUAUUGUAAAGCUGUGAUGAAUUGUUAUUAAAAGAGUGUUCCUCUUCCUAUAUUUA
Messenger RNA from Episyrphus balteatus (marmalade hoverfly), 1520 nucleotides. RefSeq names its product AH receptor-interacting protein. Bases 472 to 1425 code for a protein of 317 amino acids. Gene Ontology annotation, molecular function: peptidyl-prolyl cis-trans isomerase activity; protein binding. Lineage: Eukaryota; Metazoa; Arthropoda; Insecta; Diptera; Syrphidae. The record is from RefSeq and is a predicted model, not a curated record. The transcript has 4 exons.